Messenger RNA from Dioszegia hungarica, 600 nucleotides. RefSeq lists its product as uncharacterized. NCBI's taxonomy places the organism in Eukaryota, Fungi, Basidiomycota, Tremellomycetes, Tremellales, Bulleribasidiaceae. The record is from RefSeq and is a predicted model, not a curated record. Bases 1 to 600 code for a protein of 199 amino acids. The transcript has a single exon.
AUGUCCGAUCAUGAACAGGACUCUGAUGGCUCCUUCCAAGACACCCAGGAGAACGGCCCAGACCGCCAGCGGCUAUUCGAGGCCCUCUCCGACGCGUCCCGUACCUUCCGAACCCGGACUCAGGAUCCCACCGCCUACCAAGACGCUUUGGAGACCGUCAGCGUUAUCAUGCAGGCGGCCUUCCCGAACGUGAAAGCUGAUCAGAUCCUUUUCGCGCUUGCGAGCCCCAUCAUGUCUGCGACUCUUUCGCAGGACUCCGAUACUCCACUGAGGUUUGUCCUCAACUCCAUCAUGGCGCCCACCCUUCUCGCUUUCGGCACCAUCUCCACGUCGAUGUACGGAUCUCAAGCCUCAUUGGGUCUAGAGCUUGGGUCCCUUGUUUUCGCGACGGGCGCAGCUACGGAGCUUACACUGGUUGCUGGGUCAGACAUCCCUGUCCCGAUCGUUGAGCCUGCAGUCUUGGCGAGUCACGCACUGAUACUCCUCGCCUGCUCGCCGAGGGCGAUAUCGUUCUGCCGGGACCGACUCCGAGCCGCCAAGAGCCUGCUUGACGGGCGGCCGGGACCGGAAGCCGAUCAGCACAAGAACAAGGUGGAUUGA